Molecule: messenger RNA, 624 nt
Organism: Vigna umbellata (rice bean)
Lineage: Eukaryota; Viridiplantae; Streptophyta; Magnoliopsida; Fabales; Fabaceae
Source: RefSeq, a predicted model, not a curated record
AAGAUGAUUUACAUUUUUGUCGUCUUGGCUCUUCUAUCAUGCACGUCCGAUGCGGCUGUCAACGAUUUCUGUGUAGCAGACCUAAAGGGCCCAGAUGGCCCUUCAGGCUAUCAGUGCAAACCCCCUAAGACAGUGACGGUGGAUGACUUUGUGUUCUCUGGGUUAGUAGCGGGAAACACCACAAACACUUUCAAUGCUGCAUUAACCUCUGCAUUUGUCACUGAUUUUCCAGGUGUGAAUGGUCUUGGUGUUUCCGCAGCACGGUUAGACAUAGCGAAAGGUGGAUCAAUCCCAAUGCACACACACCCUGGAGCUACUGAACUUUUGAUAAUGGUGGAAGGUCAAAUCACUGCUGGUUUUAUGACACCAUUUGCAGUUUAUACGAAGACACUAAAACCAGGAGAUGUAAUGGUCUUCCCACAAGGACAACUGCAUUUUCAAGUGAACUCUGGAAAGGGAAAAGCCACUGCAUUUCUGGCUUUCAGUAGCGCCAACCCUGGAGCACAACUACUUGACCUUUUGUUGUUUGGUAAUAGCUUACCUUCUGACGUGAUUGCACAAACUACUUUCCUUGACGUUGCCCAAGUGAAGAAGGUUAAGGGACGUUUUGGUGGCAGAGGCUAG